UGAACAACUACUUCAUUAGAGCGUUUCUACUUUCGUUUGCUUUCUUGGCUUGCAUUUGGCUCGGAGUUGGGUGUUUCUUUCUUCGCUUCCCCUGUGUGCUUUCUCACGACUUGAUGACCCUUUCUACCACCUUGGACAUACCUCUAGACUUCGCUUCAUGGAGGCAUGCUGCCCCGCAAGAGGUUGACACAAUCGACGCAUACGGCGACAAACAUCAAGGGAGUGAAGAGUCUCGGCGGAACCUCGCCGGCCGUUCGCUGCUGCAAUGAGCCAACAACCACCACCUCCGCCCCCGCCCCCGCCUCAUGGCGAUAACCCCAAGACGACGUCAGGAGGGCCCAACCUUCCCAAAGGCAAAUAUGAUAUCUUCAUAAUACCAGAGCACUCUGCCGGUUCGGGGUUUCUGUACCUGCCAUCUCUGAAGCCAAACAUAAACAGCUUUGUCGCAGGGUUUGCCUGCGCCUUGGCGUGCGUGGUCGUGUUCCAAAGCAUGGCGCCCGCAUUGCAGACAUGGUGGGCCAACUUCCAGGGCAUGGGGAACAUGGGCGUGUUCCUGCUCAUGGUCGCGAUAGGGAUGGGAGCUUGGUCGCUCGGCAGGCAACAAGGAGAUGGAGUCAAUGGGGAAAGUCAAGGCAGAGGUGGCACCAGUGGUGGAGGACACGGCGGUGGCGGUACUGGCGGUUUCGGAGGUGCCAAUGCCCAUUCUUCCCCUCCACCAAACACCGGACCGCCCCCGAACCAACAGGCUCCGCCGCCGCCGCCGCCACCUCAGGGCGAGCCUCCUCGGACUGAGAGGCCAAAGUCAUCAUGGCAGCAGGCACCCCCACAGCCGGGCACAGCGCGGACAGAGACCCCGAAGAACUCGUGGGAGAAAGCAAGAGAGGAGACACGGAAGCGGGAGGAGGAACGCAAAGCCAAGGAGGCAGAACAAAAGCGAAAGGAAGAAACCGCCCGGCGCCUCAGGGAAAUGAGGGAAAGGGAAGCGCGGGAGCGGGAGCAGAGGGAGAAGGAAAGCCGGGAACGGGCAGCCAAGGACCGGGAAAGGACCCAACAGGAAACUCGGGAGAGGGAACUGCGGGAAAAGGAGCUGAGAGAGAGGCUAGAGCGGGAGGCGAGGGAGAAGGUAGAGCGGGAGAUGAGGGAGCGGCAAGAAAGGGAGCGGAAAGAACGAGAAGCUAAGGAAAGGGCGGAGCGGUUGCGGAAGGAGGAGGAAGAGGCUAAAAUUCGUAAGGGAAGUACAUACGCCUUCUCCUCGGUCGGGGAGAGGACCAGCAUGUGGCCUAACGGCAGGCCACCCGCCGCGUCAUCUCAACCUGCUUCCCCCGCGGGAGCCGGCAAAGCUGCAUCCACCACAACGCCAAACGGUGCCAAGAGGCCACCGGCCCCGACAGCGAAGUCCACCGCAGGGACCGAAGAAGAGUAUUCGUAUCGACCGUACGACAGCCCCAGGAAGCCCGCCCAUAAGAAGUCAGUCUCCGACUUUUCCGAAGCCUCGUGGACCCCGUCUCAGUCCACAGCCCGAACGACUCCGCCGCCCUCGAUGCGGACCCCCUACACGACAAAGGAUCCCGACAAGAUCGUGAUCAAGGCCGUCUAUGGUUACAUGAACCAGUUUGCAAAGACGCCGGCCUCGCAGCUCAUCUCGGGGACCGGGACGGUGACGGAUGGGUUAAUCCUGCGCAUCACGACCGAGGGCCUGUUCAUCGACGACGAUGUCCGCGGCGUGGCGCAGCGCGAGUGGGACGUGAAGGCUUGGACGCUCAAGCUCGUCGAGGUAUGGUGCCCCACGCACACGUUGAAUUCUGCUUCGAACAACCCCGGUGCGACUCCCACAAACCACCCGUUCUUCAAGACGAUGCCCGGCACUCGCCGCGCCGCAGAGAGAGGUGCCCCGAAGACGCUCAUCGGCGACGACGCCGAUGAAUACCUCGUGGAUCUGCUGCGGGCGUGCAAGGACCGCUGUCGUCUUGGCCUGUGCUCCUCGUCCUCGUCCUCGUCCGCGCCGUCCGUGUCGGGAAGCUCUAACUCUCAUAACAAGGCUGGGGAGUGGAAGGCCAAGGGGCUGCACCUGCUCCGCGCCACCAUCCGCGACCAGGAGGGCAAGCGAUACCUGUUCGUCCUGUCCGAGGAGGAGAGCUGGAAGGUCGCCGUCGGCCUCCAGCGCCUCAGGCGGGGCACCCAGAUCCGCGCCCUGGGCGUCGCCGGCUUCAGCGGCUUGGACGCGAGGAAUAUGCUGGAGACGCUUGGUUGGGGCUGAAGAAAGCAAACUCCCCUCUCCUUCCCCCUCCCCUUUCCCUG
This is a messenger RNA of Phialemonium atrogriseum, 2298 nucleotides long. RefSeq lists its product as uncharacterized. Gene Ontology annotation, cellular component: Swr1 complex. Gene Ontology annotation, biological process: chromatin remodeling. Gene Ontology annotation, molecular function: ATP-dependent H2AZ histone chaperone activity. The record is from RefSeq and is a predicted model, not a curated record. Bases 266 to 2257 code for a protein of 663 amino acids. Lineage: Eukaryota; Fungi; Ascomycota; Sordariomycetes; Cephalothecales; Cephalothecaceae. The transcript has 2 exons.